This is a messenger RNA of Lodderomyces elongisporus, 747 nucleotides long. RefSeq lists its product as uncharacterized. The transcript has a single exon. Gene Ontology annotation, molecular function: iron ion binding; 4 iron, 4 sulfur cluster binding. Bases 1 to 747 code for a protein of 248 amino acids. NCBI's taxonomy places the organism in Eukaryota, Fungi, Ascomycota, Pichiomycetes, Serinales, Debaryomycetaceae. Gene Ontology annotation, cellular component: mitochondrion. Gene Ontology annotation, biological process: iron-sulfur cluster assembly. The record is from RefSeq and is a predicted model, not a curated record.
AUGAUUUCUCGAUGGCACAGGGCAACGCUGCAAAUUGGCAGACGUUUACUACACUUUAAAACAGCAUCUACUCCAAAUGAAAAUGCGUUGAAAUUCAUUUCGCCUGAAAGCCCCAUUCUUCCAGUUGCCAACACUACAUUCGAGUUUAACUCAACACUACAAGCAAUCCACUCUCCGCUUGCGCUACAACUUUUCAAAAUACCAGGUGUGAAAUCAAUUAUGCUUGGCCAUGAUUUUCUCACUGUGAACAAAUUGGAUAAUCAUGAUUGGAACAGUCUAUCACCUGAAGUAAUGGAUGUUAUGAACAAGUUUUUGGAUAAAGCAGGUGAAAAUAGCGGUAAAGUCCCCGUUGUUACACAAGAGUUACUUAAUAAGGCAGAAAGCGAGAGGCUAGCCGAAGACGAAGAUGAUUCAGAGUUGGUGCUGAUGAUUAAGGAAUUGAUUGAAACCAGAAUCAGACCAGCUAUCCAGGAUGAUGGUGGAGAUAUCGAAUACAAGGGUUUUGAUGAGGAAACAGGUACAGUGUUUUUGAAACUUCAGGGUGCAUGCAAAUCAUGCAGUGCUAGUGAAGAUACGUUGAAAGGUGGUAUUGAGAGUAUGUUGAUGCACUACAUUGAAGAAGUGAAAGAAGUGCAACAAAUCUUGGAUCCCGAAGAGGAAAUUGCAAUGAAAGAGUUUGAGAGGUUGGAGCAACAGCUUAAGAGCAGAGCUUCGAAUGUUACUGAUGAGGCACCACCAUCUCUAUAA